ACGAAUUACAAGUCAAGUUUUGUAUAUCUGGGUUCGUCCGUCUAAUAUCAUUAAAGACAAAAUAAACUCUAUUUCUUAAAUUUUCUUCCAUCGAAUAAUACAAACCUAUUAAAAUGGGUCACGGUUUCGGUGGCUUGGCCAAAGUGAGGGGGAUCAUCUUCUACAAAUUAUCCCCUUUUGAACAAAAGGCCUUCGCUGGAGUUAUUUCGAAAGGGUUCCCCAAUACGAUUAAGAGAAUUUCUGAAAACUUUUUCAGAGUAGCACCACCAUUCAUCAUGUCCUACAUCGUUUUUACCGAGACGGAAAAGAAACAUGAGCUCAUGAUGAGGAAAAAUCCUGAAGAUUACGUCAACGAUGUCUAAUAAACUUAUAAAUCUUACAGCCUUUACUAGAUAAAAACUGCCCAGAUCAGAACAUCGACGCGACUUUGACGUAAACAAGAUGGACGCCACAACAGUCACUUUAGUAAUUAUGUAGAGCAUAGUUAAUUCAUAUAAGUAAUUACGAGAAAAAUGUAAAAAAACAAAUAUGUGUGGACGAAUCUGGAUAAAGCUUUCAAAUUGUAUAGAAUCAGAGAUGAAAACCUGUUGAAAGAAAUAUAUACUUCUGAUGUGAAAUAAAGUUGGAGAGAAAACUGAAA
Molecule: messenger RNA, 640 nt
Organism: Folsomia candida
Lineage: Eukaryota; Metazoa; Arthropoda; Collembola; Entomobryomorpha; Isotomidae
Gene: UQCR-Q
Product: cytochrome b-c1 complex subunit 8
Exons: 2
Coding region: 114-362 (82 amino acids)
Biological process (GO): mitochondrial electron transport, ubiquinol to cytochrome c
Source: RefSeq, a predicted model, not a curated record